GUGUGCUUCAUUUGACCUUCGGCCGGGUCGUUUGGAGAGGGAGCCGCAGGAAGGGGUGAACAUGGAUGAGGAGGAGGCAGAAGAGGACGAAGACAUGAAGAGAGACAGGGAGGAGGAAGAGGGGACGGUGGAGAGUCUGGCCGAAGAAGAGGAGGAACUAGAGGAGAUGGAGAGUAACGCGAAAGACGGGAAGGUGGAAUUGGAGGAGGAGAGGGUGAAGAAGGAAGAGGGGGAGGGGGAGGAGGGCACCCCGGGGGGCAAACCCCACCGCUGCCCGCUGUGCCCCAAGUCCUUUGGCUCCCCGUCGCUCCUGGAGACGCACCGCAGGACGCACACAGGCGAGCGUCCCUACCAGUGCCCGGUGUGCGGGCGAGGGUUCAACCAACUGUGCCACCUUCGGCGCCACCGGCUGCUGCACGCCGCGGGGGGGCUGGCUACCUCGUGCCCGGGCUGCGGCAAGGACUGCCGGAGCCCCGGGGGGCUGGCGCGGCACCGGUGCAGACCGGCGGGCGAGAGGCCCUUCCCGUGCCAGGUCUGCGGCCGGGCGUUCAAGCAGUCCUACGCCCUGGUGAAGCACCAGCGGGUGCACACCACCGAGCGGCCCUACCUGUGCCCGGUGUGCGGCCGGGCCUUCGGCUACUCCAGCAGCCUGGCUGACCACCGCCGGCUGCACACCGGGGAGCGGCCGCACCGGUGCCCGGAGUGCGGGCGCUGCUACGUCAACGCCAGCCGGCUCACCGACCACCGGCGGGUGCACGAGCCGGCCCCGCGCCACCGGUGCCCGGACUGCGGCAAGGGCUUCCACUACCCCUCGCACCUGGCCAAGCACCGGCGGGUGCACACCGGCGAGCGCCCCUUCCCCUGCCCGGCGUGCCCCCGCGGCUUCGCCACGGCCGCCAAGCUGGCGGCGCACCGGCGCGUCCACACCGGGGAGCGGCCCUACCGCUGCGGGGAGUGCGGGCGCGGCUACGCCAGCUCCAGCGACCUGCUGGUGCACCAGCGCGGGCACACGGCCGAACGCCCGUGGCGCUGCGCCGACUGCGGGCGCGGCUACGUCAAGGCCCGGGACCUGGCGGUGCACCGGCGGGUCCACACCGGCGAGCGGCCCUACGCCUGCACCGAGUGCGGCCGCCGCUUCGGCAAGUCCUGCAACCUGGCGGCGCACCGGCGCAGGCACGCCGACGUGCGGGGGUACCGGUGCCCGCUCUGCGGCAAGGACUUCAAGUACUCCUCCAGCCUGUCGCGGCACCGCCGGGCUCACCGGGGCCAGGCCGCGGGAGGGGGA
Chiloscyllium plagiosum (whitespotted bambooshark) is the source of this 1285-nucleotide messenger RNA. Lineage: Eukaryota; Metazoa; Chordata; Chondrichthyes; Orectolobiformes; Hemiscylliidae. The record is from RefSeq and is a predicted model, not a curated record.